This is a messenger RNA of Corylus avellana, 2190 nucleotides long. The record is from RefSeq and is a predicted model, not a curated record. Lineage: Eukaryota; Viridiplantae; Streptophyta; Magnoliopsida; Fagales; Betulaceae.
AUGCCAUUCGGUUUAAAAAAUGCUUGUGCAACUUACCAGAGGCUGGUAAACAAGAUGUUUCAAGAGCAAAUCGGGAAGAACAUGGAGGUUUAUGUUGAUGACAUGCUAGUCAAAAGCAAGCUAUGGAUAGAUCAUGUGACAGAUUUGCAGGAGGCAUUUAGGAUAUUGAAGCGUUUCAAGAUGAAGCUUAAUCCUACGAAAUGUGCAUUUGGAGUUUCAUCUGGGAAGUUCCUCGGUUAUAUGGUGUCUAGCCGAGGAAUUGAAGCCAAUCCAGAGAAGAUCCAGGCGGUGUUGGAUAUGCAAUCUCCAAAAAAUGUAAAGCAAGUUCAGCAAUUGGCAGGGAGAAUCGCAGCUUUGAACAGGUUCAUCUCUCGGUCUACAGAUAAGUGUCUUCCGUUUUUUAAGAUUUUGCGCAAGACUUUCGAAUGGUCUGAAGAAUGUGAACAGGCAUUCGAGCAACUUAAGAGGUACCUGGUCAGUCCACCUCUUCUCAGCCGAGCUGUUCCUGGAGAAGUAUUAUAUUUAUACUUAGCUGUAUCGCCAAUUGCUGUUAGUGCGGCUUUGAUUCGCGAAGAAGAAGGGGUUCAGAAGCCAGUUUACUUCGUCAGCCGAGCGUUGCAAGGCGCCGAGGAGAGAUAUGUACAGAUGGAGAAACUUGCUUUCACCUUGGUAAUUGCUUCCAGGAAGCUCCGACCAUACUUCCAAGCUCAUACAAUUAAUGUCCUGACCGAGUAUCCAUUGAAGAAAGUACUUCGGAAGUUGGACUUGUCUGGUCGGUUAGUCAACUGGGCGAUUGAGAUUAGUGAAUUCGACAUUCACUUUGUUUCACGCAAUGCUGUUAAAGGUCAGGCUCUAGCAGACUUUGUGGCGGAAUUCACCAACAUCCAAGACCAGGAGGAUUGGCCAAAAGAGAGAACAUGGGUAAUUUAUGUGGAUGGUUCAUCUUCCAAAAGAAAUGGCGGAGCUGGGGUCGUGAUGAUCACACCGGAUGGAAGAGAGUUGAAGAGUUCAUUAAGAUUAGAAUUUAAAACUACUAACAAUAAAGCCGAGUAUGAAACUGUAAUAGCUGGACUCGGUUUAUCCCAAGAGCUGGAGGCAGAGUUUGUAGAGGUGCGGAGUGAUUCUCAAGUUAUUGUCAGCCACAUUCGCGGCGAGUUUGAGGCUAAGGGCAGCAAGAUGAAGCUCUACUUAUCCAAAAUUCAAGAGAAUGAGAAGGCAGACCAUCUAGCCCAAUUAGGCUCUUCAACCGAGUGUGAAGUAGGGGAGGCCGACCAGAUAGUACAAAUUCAGCAACAACCUUCCAUCGUUGAGAAGGUUUUUAUUUUAACUAUCGAAGUCAUGCCUGCUUGGGUUGAAGAAAUUGUUAGUUACCUCGAAAAGGGAAUUCUGCCAAGAGAUAAGAGGAAGGCGGUGCAGUUAAAGAGAAAGGCUGCUCGGUUCGCACUGGUCAAUGGGGCUCUUUUUAAACGAGGUUUUAUGUUACCUCUUCUUAAAUGUGUUUCUAAAGAAGAGGGUGAUUAUAUCCUUCGGGAGAUUCAUGAAGGAAUCUGUGGCAGUCACUCGGGAGCCCGCAUUUUAGCACAUAAAACGGUAAGAGCAGGGUUCUUUUGGCCGAGUAUGAACCAGGACUCCAUAAACAUGGUAAAAACUUGUGACAGUUGUCAGCGCUUUGCCAACGUUAUCAAGCAACCUCCUGAAGCACUUAGCUCGGCCGAAGCUCUGGUGAAUAUUACUGCAAAGAACAUCGAGAAAUUUCUUUGGAAAAGUGUCAUUUGUCGUUAUGGGAUUCCUCAUGCCUUUGUUACGGACAAUGCAAAACAAUUUGACUGUGAGUCCUUUCGAGAUUGGUGUUCCGGACUUCAUGUUCGGCAAUACUUUUCAUCCCCGGGACAUCCUCAAGCAAAUGGACAAGUAGAAGCGACUAACAAAACCAUAUUCAUGAUUCUGAAGAAGAAGCUCGAUCAGCACAAAGGGGGAUGGGCAGAAAAUCUUCCCGAAGUUCUAUGGGCAUACCGCACAACCAGAAGGACUCCGACUGAAGAAACUCCUUUCGCCUUAGCCUACGGAACCGAGGCUGUAAUCCCUGGCGAGAUCGGAUCAGGGAGUUUUCAAGUGGAUACAUUCAACCCCAAUUUCAACGGCGAGGGUCUAAAGUUACAUUUGGACAUACUACAAGGAAAACAAGAUUAG